Messenger RNA from Orbilia oligospora ATCC 24927, 699 nucleotides. RefSeq lists its product as uncharacterized. Lineage: Eukaryota; Fungi; Ascomycota; Orbiliomycetes; Orbiliales; Orbiliaceae. The transcript has 2 exons. The record is from RefSeq and is a predicted model, not a curated record. The coding region runs from base 1 to 699 and encodes 232 amino acids.
AUGCCUCCUUCAACAGGGUUCCACACGUCCUUCGCCGUGAUCCUUCACAACCACACAAGCCGCAUAAUGCGCCGCUACCGCUACGACGUCCGCGGCGGCAUCUCCGUCCCCCCCGAAAUCAUAAACCCUCCAAAGGAUACCUCUGCAAAAGCACCAGGAACAGUUCUCGUAACAUCCGACAACAAAGACGACAGUACUGACUCUGACGAUGAUUUGGACUUUUUAAAAGUCGGACCCAAAGCAAAAUUAGUUUAUCACUGGAAUGACGAGGAUGGAACGUACAAAGUUGAAAUAAACUAUAACGAAAAGGACGGGUUUAAUGCGGACCUGAGUGGUCCCGAUGCUAGGAAGUUCAAGAUUAGGGUUAAUCAGACUGGAGCCGAACACACACAUCUUGAAAGAAAUGAUCCUGUCUCUCCUACAAAACCGACGCAUCGGAGGACGCAGAGUAGCGGAAGCAGUCCAGAAAAUAAAGCUGGUAAUAGGAGUAGCAGAUCAUUUGGGAAGAACGGUGUUAAAUUUGGGAAGGCCUUGACAGAUAGAUUUAAGGGGCCUGAUACCAGUAAAGCCAGCGGUGUUGCCUUCUUAUCGGUAACGGUAGAGAGGACAAGUGAGGAGGAUCUAAGAAGGUUGCAGGCCGAGGACGAGAAUACGCGGGAGGGAUUCCCAACGGUAGUAGAGGUUGACAGAGAGCACUAG